UUUCAUCACAUUGACUCGUUAGAGUGAGAUUGAUGAGAAAAUUCUUGAGAAAGAAUUUAGAACCCUAGACAAUUCAUCGAUUGAAAGCUUCACUCUCCCACAAAAAUGGCGGCUUCGUUGCAUUUCCAUGGCGUUAGAAAUCCCUGCAGCUUCGGAGCUUCAAGAAGCUCGCAUUUCUCGCGCAUGGCGUCGCUCUCAUUCUCGGCUUGGCGAGGUCGAUUCCUCAGCACGCCGAUGGAGAACGCAAGUCGAAACAGAGCUCCUAGAGUUGAGGCCGAGAAGAAGAACCGAAUCGAAGCUGUGAUCAGGAAAGACGAAGAAGAAGAAGAAGAAGAAGAGAGCGAUUCAGAGAAGCGAGAGGAACUCACUUGCGUGAUGAAGUUCGGCGGCUCGUCGGUGGCUUCUGCGCAUAGGAUUCGGGAGAUCGCUGACCUAAUCCGCAGUUUUCCAGAAGAAAAUCCCGUUAUUGUUCUCUCCGCCAUGGGGAAAACCACCAACAAUCUCCUACUCGCCGGGGAGAUGGCUGUGAGUUGCGGUGUUUCGAAUGCGUCGGAAAUCGAAGAGUUGAGUUUUAUAAAAGAAUUGCAUCUCAGGACUGUUGAUGAACUUGAAGUUGAUCGCUCUGUUAUUUCUGCACACUUGGAAGAACUGGAGCAACUUUUGAAGGGCAUAGCUAUGAUGAAGGAGUUAACACCCCGCACCAGAGAUUAUUUAGUUUCUUUUGGAGAGUGCAUGUCCACUAGAAUCUUUGCAGCUUAUCUGAAUAAUAUUGGUGUUAAAGCACGCCAAUAUGACGCGUUUGACAUGGGUUUCAUAACUACAGAUGAGUUCACAAAUGCAGAUAUCUUGGAAGCAACUUACCCCGCUGUUGCUAAAAGGUUACAUGGUGAUUGGUUUACAGAUCCUGCAAUUCCUGUUGUUACCGGGUUCCUCGGAAAGGGCUGGAAAUCUUGUGCAAUAACCACCUUGGGUAGGGGUGGUAGUGAUUUGACAGCCACCACCAUUGGUAAAGCCUUAGGCUCGCGAGAAAUUCAGGUGUGGAAGGAUGUUGAUGGCGUGUUGACCUGUGAUCCUAGUAUAUAUCCACGUGCAAAGCCUGUGCCUAACUUGAGUUUUGAUGAAGCAGCUGAGCUCGCAUACUUUGGUGCACAGGUCCUGCAUCCACUAUCCAUGAGACCAGCAAGGGAAGGUGAUAUUCCUGUUAGGGUCAAGAACUCCUACAACCCAAAAGCUCCCGGCACCCUCAUCACUAGAACAAGAGAUAUGGCUGAGGCUGUUCUAACCAGCAUAGUUUUGAAGCGGAAUGUUACCAUGUUGGAUAUUGUAAGUACACGCAUGCUUGGUCAAGUGGGUUUCCUUGCCAUGGUGUUCUCCAUCUUUGAGGAUUUGGGCAUUUCCGUGGAUGUUGUUGCUACAAGUGAAGUUAGUAUAUCUUUGACAUUGGACCCAUCAAAACUCUGGAGUAGAGAACUAAUCCAGCAGGAACUCGACAAUGUAGAGGAAGAGCUCAAAAAGAUUGCAGUCGUGAAACUUCUGCAGCAUAGAUCAAUCAUCUCUCUCAUUGGAAACGUUCAGCGAUCUUCAUUGAUUCUAGAGAAGGCAUUCCACGUUCUUCGGACAAACGACGUCAAUGUCCAAAUGAUCUCACAGGGGGCAUCCAAGGUCAACAUCUCGUUGAUUGUAAAUGAUAGUGAAGCUGAAAGAUGUGUGAAGGCCCUUCACCAAGCCUUUUUUGAGAGUGGCGACCUAUCUAAUUUAAUCAUACACGAGUGUGGAUCUGAAAAUGGAUCGGCUUCUUCGUGGCGACUGUGAUGGCGACAAUGAAGGAAUGUAGCGUUCUUGUGGUGGGCCAAUCUAGUUCUUUUAAGGCCUUUAAUUUGUUUUCAAUACUUUAGUUUAUACUUGUUGUAUAUUAAGUUUUUUACCUAUGUUUCUAUCAUUCCAAUUUUGUCAAUAAUGUUCUUAAAAAAAUUUCUUUAGAUUCUUGGGGCGGGUACACCCUAUUUGGUACCACAAGUAAUAA
Molecule: messenger RNA, 2023 nt
Organism: Morus notabilis
Lineage: Eukaryota; Viridiplantae; Streptophyta; Magnoliopsida; Rosales; Moraceae
Product: aspartokinase 2, chloroplastic
Exons: 13
Coding region: 106-1812 (568 amino acids)
Biological process (GO): amino acid biosynthetic process
Cellular component (GO): chloroplast stroma
Molecular function (GO): aspartate kinase activity
Source: RefSeq, a predicted model, not a curated record